Molecule: messenger RNA, 735 nt
Organism: Penicillium bovifimosum
Lineage: Eukaryota; Fungi; Ascomycota; Eurotiomycetes; Eurotiales; Aspergillaceae
Gene: his3
Product: imidazoleglycerol-phosphate dehydratase HIS3
Exons: 2
Coding region: 1-735 (244 amino acids)
Biological process (GO): L-histidine biosynthetic process
Molecular function (GO): imidazoleglycerol-phosphate dehydratase activity
Source: RefSeq, a predicted model, not a curated record
AUGUCUCUCUCCGCACGAACAGCGACAAUCUCUCGCUCCACAAACGAGACAAAAAUCCAAAUUUCCCUCUCCCUCGACGGCGGCGUCCUCCCUCCUUACGAACCAUCAACCCACUUCCCCGCCCCAACAGACCCCCAAGAAGCCGAAGCCGCAAAGAAGGGCAUUGUUCCCCCCAAGGACGCCGGCCAUGCCACUCAAUUCACCCCCACCCAGCAAAUCACCAUCAGCACCGGCAUUGGCUUCCUGGACCACAUGCUGCACGCGCUCGCCAAGCACGGCGGUAUGAGUUUGGCAGUUCGCGCCAAGGGUGAUUUGUACAUCGAUGACCACCACACAACAGAAGAUACCUUCCUCGCCCUCGGCGAAGCCUUCACUCAAGCCCUCGGCGCCCGCCAAUCCCUCGAGCGCUUCGGCCGCGGCGACGCACCCCUCGACGAAGCCCUCUCCUGGGCCGUCAUUGACCUCUCCAGUCGUCCGUGGGCGGUCAUCAACCUAGGGUUCAAACGGGAGAAGAUUGGGGAUCUGAGCACGGAGAUGAUCACGCAUGGAUUGCAGAGCUUUGCGCAGGCGGCGGGUGUGACGUUGCAUGUUGGGUGCACUUAUGGUGAUAAUGAUCAUCAUCGGGCGGAGAGUGCAUUCAAGGCUCUUGCUGUUGCUAUCAGACAUGCCUGCAAGCGGAGGGUUGCGGGUGAUGUUGGAGCUGGGGAUGUGGUUAGUACUAAGGGUGUUUUGUAG